Messenger RNA from Paecilomyces variotii, 1440 nucleotides. Its product is annotated as 5'/3'-nucleotidase sure family protein. Gene Ontology annotation, molecular function: nucleotidase activity. The record is from RefSeq and is a predicted model, not a curated record. NCBI's taxonomy places the organism in Eukaryota, Fungi, Ascomycota, Eurotiomycetes, Eurotiales, Thermoascaceae. The transcript has 3 exons. The coding region runs from base 319 to 1275 and encodes 318 amino acids.
CAACGACCCGACGCAAUCCGCCGGAGUGCAACAACAAAACUCGACAUGGACCCUGGAUCUUUCGAGCGAGCUCGCAUGAUCAUCGAGACGCGUCUUGCAGCUGACGACUCGACUAACUUUGUCCUGCCCGGUUACUUACGCGAAGACAUCGGCACGUGGGCAAACCACUCGAGGAAAAGCCCUUGCUGACUGCGAGCGAGGGUAGCAAUGACUUCGCGGAUCUGCGCUCAUAAUUACUGUUCGCAGAGGGUCACUAUGCAUCGUCAGAAUAAAUAAUGCAUGUUCGAUUUCAUCUUGAAAUCUAUAUAAACCAGCUAGAUGCUCCCUAGAUCUAGAUCAGCAUACAGCAGGGGAUCCUUCGCUAUAGAAACGCUACGCAUGAUGCACGUUCUGCCCUCGGUUCUUCUUUCCCUGUUGGCUUUGAGGGCCCAGGCCGCAAACAUCGUCUCUACCAACGAUGAUGGAUGGGCGGAAAUCAACAUCAGGACUCUCUACAAUGCUCUCACGAAGGCAGGACACUCUGUUGUACUUUCUGCCCCAGCAGAGAACGAAUCUGGCACUGGUUCCGCGGAGGCGACUCCCUCAACUGUGACUAACGGCUGUGAGUUCAGCAGCUGUCCAGCCGGUAGCCCUGCAACUGGCUCGAACAGCUCGGACACCAGACUCAACUAUGUAAACUCUUAUCCGGUUACGAGCGUGAAGUAUGGAGUGCAGAAAUUUGCGCCCAACUUUUUCAGUGGUAACCCGGACAUUGUUGUCUCGGGACCUAACGUUGGAGCGAACCUCGGGUCUACCGUUCAGAUUUCUGGAACGGUCGGCGCUGCUUCUGCUGCCUCUAACCAACUGGGCAUUCCUGCAAUUGCUUUCUCCGGUACCACUGGCUCUCAGACUGCCUGGGACGUCGCAACCCCCGAUUACAGCACUCUCUACGCCGAUCUGUCGGUAAACUUGACCAACACCCUACUAGCUUCUGGAACGCCGUAUCUUCCUAACGGCACCUACCUGAAUGUUAACUUCCCUUCUGCUGGCAGCGGUACGAGCUGCACUGCCGCAGCGGACUUCAAAUUCGUUCUCAGCCGGAUCCUGAGCACCAGUGGAACCACCGUCUCUACUUGCGGCAGUGACACGUUGCCGACUGAAACCUCUGUCGUGGACACUGAUGGAUGCUAUGUGUCUGUCAGCGUGGGAGAUGCGAGCACUAAGAACGACGCAACUGCGGAUCAGCAGUCUGUUGUCCUUCAAAAGUUGGAGAGCAUCUUGAGCUGCCUGCCGUGACAUGAAGAAAGAAAUGGCGCCUACGGUAGGCGAAGUUCGGCCUCUUGGGGAGGUAACUGGGGACUAUUAGACGAGAUUAUAAAUGUACUUAUUGGCUAUUGCACAUAUAGUUUGGCUCAAUGAUCCAAUGGUAGAUACGCAUAGUUAGUUGUUUAGAACAAUGAC